Molecule: messenger RNA, 1440 nt
Organism: Ogataea polymorpha
Lineage: Eukaryota; Fungi; Ascomycota; Pichiomycetes; Pichiales; Pichiaceae
Exons: 1
Coding region: 1-1440 (479 amino acids)
Source: RefSeq, a predicted model, not a curated record
AUGGACAGCUUGAUAUCUCUUCUAAGAAAUGGAUUAAGAAUACACAGGUACGAGCUGGCCAAGCAAAAGAAGAAUCUGGACAAGGACUUGGAUCACUCGCUAAAAAGCACCAAAACUUACCUGACGGAAUCGUUGAGAAAGGUAACGAACGAGAUAUUGAAGUACCCUACGCUUCAGGUCAGCCCUGCAGGUAUAUCUAACAUAUUCAAAGCUUACAAGGACUUAGGCUUUGUUGAGGAAGCUGUACAAUUUUGGGAGCAAGGGAAGACUAAUAAUAGACUGAAACCAAUAUUUGAUUCGGAGCCAGUUUUAGGUAGCGUCAUCCACUUCUUGGUUGAUACGGGUGAUUUUGACUUGCAAGAGGUCAAAGAUUUGUAUGAUCAUAUCAAAAGCAAAAAGGCGAAGCUGAAUAAAGGGAAAUCUGACAUUCACCCAGAGUUAGUAGUUGGCAUGAUUAAAGCUUGUCUUGUGAAAGGUGAAAUAGAUGUCGCUGGGGAAUUAUUCCAACAAAUAACAUCUGAUGUCUGCAAAGAAUGCGAAAAUUUGAAUAGAACUCCAUCACCGAAAACGCUGAGUUAUAUGACGAAUGCACAUCUUUCAUUUAUUGCUUAUUCGUCCGAUAUUGCAACCUCAAAUAUGUUUUUUGAAAGCGCUGCGAACGGUCAGUUACCAUACCCUACUCCUCUACAAGUGAAUUACAUAAAGCCAUACAUGAUGAAUCUCUGGCAAUCAACUUAUGAUUUGCAUUCGGUGCAGAAAGUUUGGGAACGAACGUGGAAACAUAACGAGAUACACCAUCGAUCUAAUGCUUCUAUGUCAUCAUCGCUGAAUGAUCUCUUCUUCAAGAUUUUUUUUUCAAGAUACCCUCAUUGCACUCCUGAUGGUGUCAAACAUCUCAAACAGGUGAUUGAAGCUUAUUCAAACGUCAGAUCGAUGGAUGAGCCCUUUUUCAAUUGCCUACUUACAAAUGCUUCAGCUUGGAAUAAUACUGAAGUGUUCCAUACUAUUGUCAAAGCAGCAGACCUAUAUAAUUUCCCGAAAACCAAUGUUUUCUAUCGUUGUUGUUUGAAGGCCUCUGGCUCAGUGAAUUUGAAGGCCCCUGAGAUCAUCAAUUUGGUACAAAGGUUGUUUUCAGCAAAUGUUUCCAUGGGCUACAGAAAAAUUGCCAAUGCGGACUGGCUUGCUAUAAGGGAUGCAACAAUCAACUCUAAGAUAGUAUCGGAAGAAAAAGUUGAUUUGUACUUCAAGCUUUGGAAAAAAUGCUCACCAUAUUUUGCAACUCCAUCUAACUAUUAUUCGUAUCAGCGAGAAGACACGAAACUCAAUGCUGCCUACUCUCACAUCUUCAACAACAUUAGAAAAAUAGAUGCUGAAGAAAUAACAUUGAAUCAACUGGAUUUCUUUGUCAAGGACCACCAGAUAAGUUUGAAGGUUAAUUAA